AUGGAAACUUCUCAGCCUCUUUCUAUAGAAAGCUUCUCAUACAGUUGGUUAGUGAACCUAAGGCCAUCAGCACUAGAAAGCCUAGAAAGCUCCCUAAGAACUCCCCUUGAUGCAUCUGAUGAAACUUCUUCCUUCAUUGAGAUGGACCCAAGAAUGCCACCUUCUAAAAGAUUCUUUAAGAACUCACAGGACUCCAAAUUUGACUUCCCAAUUUCACAGUCCCCUCUCACUCUUGUCCAUGCAGAUGAGCUCUUUUCCAAUGGCUACCUCAUGCCUCUCUUUGUUGAGUCAUUGCAAAUGGAAGAAUAUGAGUCCUCAGACUCCAACACAAGCUUAGUUUCAUCAUCUUCACAUGCACCAAAGAGUGAGGCUCCUACAGGCCCUUCUAGAUGCCUUUCCUUAAAAAAGUGCAGAACAUUGUCAAGGAGAGUGUUUCAGAAGUAUCUGAAUUUCUUGAGGCCCUUGUGUAGAAAGCUGAGGGUUCACAAGCCUAGUAUUGAUGCUGUUGCUAAGAGAGGUGAGGCUGUGAAGAAUAGGAGAUACUAUUCAGACACUGCUACUUCACCGCGAAUUAGUGUAGCCUUUUCUGCUGAUGAUUGGCGCUACUCUUGUGAUUCUGAAAGCUCAAUAUAUGAAGCAGUUCUCCAUUGCAAAAGAUCCAUCGGAGAAUGA
Glycine soja is the source of this 672-nucleotide messenger RNA. Its product is annotated as probable membrane-associated kinase regulator 6. Bases 1 to 672 code for a protein of 223 amino acids. Lineage: Eukaryota; Viridiplantae; Streptophyta; Magnoliopsida; Fabales; Fabaceae. The transcript has 2 exons. The record is from RefSeq and is a predicted model, not a curated record.